CCACCACACACCACCCCACACACACCCCACACACACACACCCCCACAUGCACCCUCAGGAGCGGGCUUCCUCGGACACUGGCUCCGCCGCCCAUGACUUCCUGGACGCCGGUUGCUACGACUACAUGGCUGCGGCCCCCCCAGGCUUCUACGCGGCCCCCCCCCACCCCGAGGUGGGCUUGCCCAUGGGGGGGUCCGGCAGCCCCCUGGCCCUCCUGCCCUCCAGCCCACAGCUGCCCCCCUUCCACAACCACCCCGCCCCCCCACCUGCUCUCUACCUGGACACGCCCGCCAGCUCAGCAUACAGGUCGAGUGAGCAUGAGGAGUUAAGUGGCGGCCCCUGCAGGCCAGAGGAGUAUACUGCAGGAGCGGCUAAAGAGAUGCGCUACUGCCCCUCCAGGCCAGAGGAGUGUACUGCGGGAGUGGCUAAAGAGAUGCGCUACUGCCCCUCCAGGCCGGAGGAGUGUACUGCGGGAGCAGCUAAAGAGAUGCGCUUACCGGCGCUCUGGUCCUGCGAGGGCUGCAAGGCCUUCUUCAAGAGGAGCAUCCAGGGUCAUAAUGACUACAUGUGUCCGGCCACCAACCAGUGCACCAUCGACAGGAACCGCAGAAAGAGCUGCCAGGCCUGCCGCCUCAGGAGAUGCUACGAAGUGGGCAUGAUGAAGGGAGGGUUCCGUAAGGAGCGUGGCAGGAGGGUGAUGCGGCGGGAGAAGCGUCCUCUUGGCGAGCGAGCAUAUGGCGAGCCACUGCAAAGGCCAGCUUCCUUGCUGGGGGGCCUGCGGAGGCUGGCAGUGCCCUCUGGUGGCCCGGGGGAGGUACUGCAGCUACUGCUGGUGGCGGAACCCCCGAUGUUGUGCUCACGCCAGAAGCCCUCGCAGCCCUACACCGAGCUCAGCAUGAUGACACUCCUCACCAGCAUGGCCGACAAGGAGCUUGUCCACAUGAUCGCCUGGGCCAAGAGGAUCCCAGGGUUCCAGGAGCUGUCCCUGCAUGACCAGGUGCACCUACUGGAGAGUUCGUGGCUGGAAAUCCUGAUGAUCGGGCUCAUCUGGAGGUCCGUCCACUGCCCAGGGAAGCUCAUCUUUGCCCAGGACCUCAUCCUGGACAGGAAUGAAGGGAACUGUGUGGAGGGCAUGGUGGAGAUCUUUGACAUGCUCCUUGCCACAGUAGCUCGCUUCCGCACCCUCAAGCUCACACCUGAGGAGUUUGUGUGCCUCAAAGCCGUCAUUCUGCUCAACUCAGGUGCUUUCCCCUUGUCCUCAAGCUCGGCGCAGCCACUCCAGGAUGGCUACAGUGUGCAGUGCAUGCUCGACAACAUCACCGACGCCCUCAUCUACUGCAUCAGCCAAUCAGGCACAUCUGUGCAUCUGCAGUCUCGCCGGCAGGCUCAGCUCCUGUUUCUGCUCUCCCAUAUCAGGCACAUGAGCAACAAGGGCAUGGAGCACCUCUACAGCAUGAAGUGCAAGAACAAGGUGCCGCUGUACGACCUGCUGCUGGAGAUGCUAGAUGCCCACCGCCUCCAUACCCCAGGGAAGGUGGCACCUGACUGGGCUCAGGAUGACAGGGCAUCCCCCCUCACCCCCAACCAUCCUGUGGCCACCGGGCUGUACUGCUCCUUGAGCCCUGCGGUCUAGUAGUCCCCCCCACAGCACCACAGGCUCCAACCCAGAGGCAGAGGACUCCAGAGAAGCGUCCUUGAGUUCUGCUCAUAGGAACAUGUGUAGACAGCAGAACAUUUACAUGUUCUUAAAUGUUUUUUGGCUCUAUUGAGGUGUCAGGACAUCUGCUGUAUAUAAAACAUAUGAAGACAAGCUGAAGAAACUUUAAACUGUACAGUGUGUUAAAUCAGAGCUCUCCUUGGCAGCCUGUAGGAGUUGUUAGGCCUCUUCUUCCUCUAAACCAGAGGCUGAAGUUUAGGACUCCAGAGGCUGUAGGCUAGGAGUCCUCUUCCUUUGCACCUGAAGAUGUGUUAAGUGUGAUAACCCUCAACACACACACACACAACAUUCUCACAUCUACACACAACACACACAUCUAUACGCAACUCACACAUCUACACAACACACAUUUCUAAAACGGUUAGUUCCAGGCCUUGAUUAUGAUUGGCUGAAUUGUUCCAGACCUUGAAUAUGAUUGGCUGAAUUGUUCCAGACCUUGAUUAUGAUUGGCUGCAUUGUUCCAGACCUUGAUUAUGAUUGGCUGAAUUGUGUUCAACGCUGUUAUAAAACCCCAACACAACCCUUCAAGUCAAAGUUAAAUGCUGCGUUUCAACGUUGCUUGGCAACCAUUCCGAUAGAGGAGAUACUGUAUAUUUCUUGACGUUAGAGUGAUUAUCUAUGUAUUAAUCUUUACAUUUCCCGUUGCUGUGCCUUUAUUUUAUGAAAUCUUGCCAGCGAUAUGUAGUAACCAUUUUAGAAAAGCAAUAAGCCACUGGAGUCAGUAGGUUACACUUAUUUUGGAACAGCUAAGGGGGUUUUAUAACUGCCUACAUUUCAAACACACACAACACACACACAUCUACACACAACACAUCUACACAACACACACAUUUACACACAACAUACACACAUCUACACUACACA
This is a messenger RNA of Alosa alosa (allis shad), 2581 nucleotides long. RefSeq names its product estrogen receptor 1 (gene esr1). Gene Ontology annotation, molecular function: zinc ion binding; DNA-binding transcription factor activity; sequence-specific DNA binding. The record is from RefSeq and is a predicted model, not a curated record. The transcript is spliced from 9 exons. Lineage: Eukaryota; Metazoa; Chordata; Actinopteri; Clupeiformes; Clupeidae. Bases 47 to 1633 code for a protein of 528 amino acids. Gene Ontology annotation, biological process: regulation of DNA-templated transcription.